UUUAUUAUAAAUUAUAAAAUGUGCACUAUUCAUUAAGCUUCAUAUAACCCAGAUGACAACGAAGAAGAGGAACUCUACACAUGUGCAGACAUUGCAGGCAAUUGGAGGCGGACUUGCUGGUUGCAUCACGCGGUUUUUUGCCCAACCUUUCGAUGUGCUCAAGAUACGUUUUCAACUGCAGGUCGAACCAUUACGCAAGGGCGAACGCUGGUCCAAAUAUGUGGGCUUCUGGCAUGCGGUCACCACAAUCUUUCGCGAAGAGGGCUUACGUGGCUUUUGGAAAGGACACACGGCCGGUCAGGUGAUGAGUGUGACCUACGCGAUUGUGCAGUUCUGGUCCUAUGAGCAAUUUCAUGCGGCUGCCACCAAUUACGAUUACUAUGAGAACCAUCGCAACCGUGUUAUAUUUAUUUGUGGUGGCCUGGCGGGUUGCAUGGGCACAAUUGCAUCGCAGCCUUUUGACGUCAUACGUACGCGCGUUGUUGCCGCUGAUCCGCAUUCGAGGUCGGGCAGGCUGCGUCCGCUCAGCGGCGUCGCAAGAGUUUAUCGUAGGGAAGGCAUUCGAGGCGUUACUGGCGGAUUGUGGCUAACGCUGAUGCAAAUCUUUCCGCUGGUGGGCACCAAUUUUUUAGUCUACAAGUUUUUUAAUCGCCUGGUGGUAAAAGCGCAAGAGUAUUGGACGGAAAAGCCCAAUCCAGAGGGUAUUAUAAACGGUGCCUUUCUGUUUAUGAACGGUGCGCUUGCGGGCAUGAUCUCCAAAAUGCUUAUCUAUCCAGCCGACUUGAUAAAGAAGCGCCUGCAGCUGGCGCCCAUACACCAUGACAGGCAGACAUUUGGCAAGAAUCCCAAGUGCAAUACAUUUUCGCUCUGUGUGCGCAGUCUGAUUAGAAAGGAAGGCAUCAAGGGUUUCUACAAGGGCAUGCUGCCGACAUUAUACAAGUCUGGUGUGGUCACUGCCUUUUAUUUUACAAUAUACGAUUUUUAUUCUCGUACCGUUGUGACGCCAGUGAAGAGACGCGAGCAAGAGGAGGGCAGACGGUUGUAAAACUAAAGAACUAUCAAAUUAUUUAAGCAUUUCAUUAUUGUCAAUUGAAUGCUUAAUGUACAGCAGAUGUUAACUAAUUUGUAUGAAUGCGCAGUUUUUAGAUUUGGAAUAUGUUUGGAUUAAGUGCUAGCAUAAAAAGCUAUUUUAGAAAAAAAAUCAACUCAGCUUUUUACAAUAAA
Molecule: messenger RNA, 1224 nt
Organism: Drosophila busckii
Lineage: Eukaryota; Metazoa; Arthropoda; Insecta; Diptera; Drosophilidae
Gene: Tpc2
Product: mitochondrial thiamine pyrophosphate carrier
Exons: 1
Coding region: 53-1045 (330 amino acids)
Biological process (GO): thiamine pyrophosphate transmembrane transport
Cellular component (GO): mitochondrial inner membrane
Molecular function (GO): thiamine transmembrane transporter activity
Source: RefSeq, a predicted model, not a curated record